AAAAAGGGAAAAUUGUUAGAGUGUAAGGGCGAAUAAGUCCCAUUUUUCGCAUCCUUUCCUGACCUACGUGCCAUUUUAUUAUCCUAAACGUUACAAGUGAUACAUAACUACAUAACUACACAUACAAUUUCCAUAGUACAGAUACUCUAUUACCAAAUCUUGAGCCUCUUUGAAUUUCUUCCUUUUUUUCAUUUUUUACCACACUUUUUGCUCUGGAUUGGGCUUCUUAAUUGUGCCGACGUAAUACAUUAUACGUCUGCUUCUUUUUUCUACUCGUUGUUUUCCGCCUCCUAUUUUUAUUUACAUACAUAUAUCUCUUCUUCCAUUGAACAUAUUCCGAAUGCAAUACAGCCGGUGACGCGACUCGGCUUCGCCCCCUUUCUCCAAAUUACGUUGGAAAAGGUUCUUGCUAGUCUCUUUCACUCACAAUAACCCUUCUGUCUGAAGUCGCACGCUUGGUCAAAAAGUCAAUCGAUUACUCGACUACGACUACCUACAUUUAUUUGACUGGCAUUGCUCAUUUACUCUUGGUCCCACGAUCGAAUCCGUGCCGAGAUACUAUUGGUCAUAUAAUCAUCAACACGUUCGUUAUUCGUCUGCGACAACAAAUCGCAAUCUGCCCGCCAUGAGGCUCGCCUCUCUUGCGCUGUUUCUCAGCGCCGCCGUUCUUGGGAGCGCGCAAGCUGUUGGUUCCGAAACAUAUGAUAACCCUGACCGAGAAAAUACAUACUUUAAUAACAAGAGAGUCCCCCCAAUAUUGGAAUUAACCGCCGACAACUUCGAGAAGGAGGUUAAGCUCACCAAAUUCCUUGUCGUCAAAUAUUAUAGUCCGUACUGUCCUCAUUGUAUAGAUUUUGCUCCCACCUACCAAACGUUGUACGAAUAUUACUACACCUCCAAUGCGCCGACCGAUAAAGAGUCCACGGGCUUGACCCCGUCCUUCGCCAAAUAUUAUGAUAUCAGAUUUGCCCAGCUUAACUGUAUCGCCUAUGGCGAUCUUUGCACCAAGCAUGAUAUCAUGUCGUAUCCCUCCACCUUGCUCUACAAGGAUGGCGUCGUUGCCGACUCUGUUCAGGGUGGUAAGAAGAUGAGUGUUCUCUCGGAAAUGAUCGAGGGUGCUCUGGAAAAAGAGAAGCCCGGUACUCGCCCCACUAAAGUCAUGCUCCCCGAACCUGGCGCGACUACCUUGCCAGAUCCAGCUUCCGAUGCAGAAGUUGUUGAAAAAGGCCAGAAGUCUCCGAAGGAGGGUGGAAAGGACGACGCUACCCCCGCUAAGAAAACGCAGCAAGAAGUUGAGAAAUCGAAGCCAGCGAAGCCUGUCAAGACUCCCAAUGAGCAAGGUAUCUCGGUCUCGUUGACAGCUGAAAGCUUCCAGACCCUGGUUACCAUGACCCAAGAGCCGUGGUUUAUUAAAUUCUACGCCCCCUGGUGCCAUCAUUGCCAGGCCAUGGCUUCCAACUGGCAGCAAUUGGCUAAGGAGAUGAAGGGCAAGCUCAAUGUCGGCGAGGUCAACUGUGAUGCAGAGUCUAGGCUUUGCAAAGAUGCUCAUCUUCGGGGCUACCCCACUGUCCUUUUCUUCAAGGGAGGCGAGCGUGUUGAAUACAAUGGCCUACGUGGUCUUGGUGAUUUCAUACAGUACGCCGAGAAGGCCCUCGACAUCUGUGGUGGUAUCCAAGAUGUAGAUGCUGCGUCUUUCAGUGCCCUCGAAGAGAAGGAAGAUGUCCUCUUUGUCUACUUCUACGAUCAUGCGACUUCAAGCGAGGACUUUAUGGCCCUGGAGAGACUACCCCUCAGUCUCAUUGGACAUGCUAAGCUGGUCAAAACGAAUGACCCUAAGCUCUCCGAGAGAUUCAAGAUUACAACUUGGCCUAGACUACUCGUGUCCCGAGAAGGCAGACCUACAUACUAUACACCUCUGACACCCCGAGAGAUGCGCGAUACGCAUCUAGUCCUGGGCUGGAUGAGAUCUGUGUGGCUACCCAUUGUCCCCGAGCUCACUGCCUCGAAUGCACGCGAAAUCAUGGAUGGCAAGAUUGUUGUACUCGGCAUUCUCAACAGGGAGGACCAGGAGACGUUCAUCAGCGCAAAGCGCGAAAUGAAGCGCGCUGCCAAUGAGUGGAUGGAUAAGCAAAUCCAAUUAUUCCAGCUUGAACGACAAAAUCUCCGAGAUGCCAAACAGCUUCGUCUUGAGGAGGCGGAGGAUCGCAAUGAUCAGCGCGCUCUGCGGGCUGCCAAAAGCAUACGCAUCAGUAUGGACAUGUCUGACCGUAAGGAGGUUACUUUUGCCUGGGUCGAUGGCGUCUUCUGGCAGAGGUGGAUUCGUACCACUUACGGUAUUGAUAUUAAGGACGGUGAAAGGGUUAUCAUUAACGACGAAGAUAACCGACGUUAUUGGGACAUGACUAUCACAGGCAGCCCCAUCGUUCCUUCGCGAGUAUCGAUCCUAGAGACCAUCUCGAAGGUCACCGCCUCUCCUCCCUUGAUCAAGCCUAAGCUCACGAUUUCGAGUUUUGAGAAGAUAUUCUUCGACAUACGAGUCACUUUCUCCGAGCAUCCUUAUCUGUCUUUUGGCUGUGUGGCCGGCAUUGCGUUAGGUUGCGCGUCAUGGUUCCGAGGACGUAUCCGGAGAAAUAAUUUCCGCCUAGACGAGAAUCUCCCUAUCAAGGAAAUCAAGGAGGGUCUCCUUGGUAGCACCGCUAAUGGAAAGAAGGACUGAAGAGGAAAUAUUUAUCAAGCAAAGAAAGAAAUAAAGACGUAAAGCAUUGGCAUUGGGGAAGUGAUGGUUUACUGGGAUUGAUAUCAUCCGGCGGGAGUUUCUGUAUAAUACUCUUGUGUGUUCCUUCCGCUUUGCACAUGCCUACCCAUACAUUUGUCCACUGUCGUCUUCUUUUUUAGAUUCCGUGUCUUGGUUACGGACACGUUUUAUAUCAGCACAGCACACAAGAAAGCCACGACAUGGUAAUGUCAUGGCCCGGCACGAAAUUUAGGGGAAUCAUGGAAAUGAAAUGGAAGGGAGGACACAAAGGGAAGGGGAGGGUUUUCGUCGGGGGAAGGGCAAGAAGAGUAUUAUAAUGGAUAUAUACUGAACUGGGCCCUUUCCUCUCACGUGCCCGUAAGGGGAGUAGAGUAUCGUCAUAAUAAUAUCCUCUUUACUACGAUGUUAUGUUAAAUUAUUGUUAUGUUGCUCUGUGCCGCUUUUUGCUCUCCUCCCCUACAUACCUAGGUGUCUACUUGGCUGUGAUUUUCAUGUGCCAGGUACCUAAGCUACGCACGUUUUAGAUACCUGGGUUAGUAGGUAUAUGAGAUACGAUGGCUUUGGGGUUGGUGGUUUUCUUUAGGGGUCUUGUUUCCCCUCAACAGAUUCUUUGAUAGGUACCUAUAUUAUUCCUGCUACUUGGGUUGGAAUUGGUAGGUAGGUAGGUA
This is a messenger RNA of Hypoxylon fragiforme, 3423 nucleotides long. RefSeq names its product thioredoxin-like protein. Bases 626 to 2716 code for a protein of 696 amino acids. The transcript is spliced from 3 exons. Gene Ontology annotation, cellular component: endoplasmic reticulum. The record is from RefSeq and is a predicted model, not a curated record. NCBI's taxonomy places the organism in Eukaryota, Fungi, Ascomycota, Sordariomycetes, Xylariales, Hypoxylaceae. Gene Ontology annotation, molecular function: protein disulfide isomerase activity.